UGAUGUUUGUCUGAUGUGUUAUUUCCCAGGAUGCAGCGGGAGCGUGCGGAUCUGGAGCAGAACUUCGCCCGGGAGAUCGGGAACCUCGUGAAGAGUCUGAGAGACGAGAAGGACGAGCUGGAGGCGGAGCUGCAGCUGAAGAUGGACCGCGAGACGAUGCUGCUCAGGGAGGAGGAGACGCAGCGCAACGAGGAGCAGAGAGCAUUCUGGGAGAACCGGCUCGACCAAUCAGAGCAGGACAAGAAGAGACUGGAGGAGCAGCUCGACCAAUCAGAGCAGGAUACGAAGAGCCUGAAGGAGCAGCUCGACCAAUCAGAGCAGGAUACGAAGAGCCUGAAGGAGCAGCUCGACCAAUCAGAGCAGGAGAAAAAGAGACUGAAGGAGCAGCUCGACCAAUCAGAGCAGGAGAAAAAGAGCCUGGAGGAGCAGCUCGACCAAUCAGAGCAGGAGAAAAAGAGACUGAAGGAGCAGCUCGAUCAAUCAGAGCAGGAGAAAAAGAGACUGGAGGAGCAGCUCGACCAAUCAGAGCAGGAGAAAAAGAGACUGGAGGAGCAGCUCGCUAUUUUAAUGGAAGCUGUGCACGACUCACAUCUGCUCCUCAGCCAAUCAGAGGCCAGCACACAGGAGGUGAGAAGGAGGUGUAAAGAUUUAGAGGAGCAUCUUAAAGCUUCUAGAAGGAGGUGCGAGGAGGAUCAGAGGAGGUGCGAGGAGUUAGAGGAGGAUCUUAAAGCUUCUAGGAGGAGGUGCGAGGAGUUAGAGGAGGAUCAGAGGAGGUGCGAGGAGUUAGAGGAGGAUCUUAAAGCUUCUAGGAGGAGGUGCGAGGAGUUAGAGGAGGAUCUUAAAGCUUCUAGAAGGAGGUGUGAGGAGUUUGAGGAGCGGCUGAAGGAGGCAUGCCGUCAGCUGGAGGAGAGCAUUGUCUUCCUGGAGUCUCAGGAGCUCCUAAACAAACUCCUGGAGGAGGAGGUGCGGGAGACGAGGAGCAGGGAGGAGGAGCAGAACCUGCACGAGUGCGCCUCCUCCUCGCUGACGGAGGAGAAAGAUUCCCUGAGGAGAGACCGCGCCCGGCUGAUCCAGGAUCUGAAGGAGCAGGCCAUGGCUGUGGAUCACCUGCAGGAGGCGCUGGACGGGAGGAGGAGCGACGAGGAGGCGCUGCAGGAGGAGGUGCUUCGUCUGAACCAGGAGAACAGGAGCUACUCAAGACUCGCUGAUCAGCUGUCACAGCAGAUAGUAGAGAUGGAGGAGGAGAUGAGGAAGAAGGAGGAGAGGGAGGAGGAGGAGAAGAGGGAGGAGGAGGAGAGGAGGAAGGAGGAGAGGGGGGAGGAGAAGAGGAGGAAUGAGGAGAGGGAGGAGGAGGAGAGGGAGGAAAAGAUGAGGAGGAAGGAGGAGAUGAAGAUGUUUGAGGAGGAGAUGAGGGGGAAGCAGCAGGAGUUUGAGGAGGCGAAGAAGGAGACGCAGCAGGAGUUUGAGGAGGUGAUGAGGAGGAGGCAGCAGGAGUUUGAGGAGGCGAAGAAGGAGACGCAGCAGGAGUUUGAGGAGGUGAUGAGGAGGAGGCAGCAGGAGUUUGAGGAGGCGAAGAAGGAGACGCAGCAGCAUCUGGAGGAGAUGGAGGCUCUGGUUCUGGCUCUGGAGGAGGUGAUGGACUCCUCCUCUCCUCACAGGUUUGUGGAGCAGGAGGAGAAACCUGGAAUGAAACACUAACUCCUCUGAGGAGGUGACUAACUGCAUCCAUCAUGCGAAAGAACUGCAGCCCCCACAAUGCACUGCUCUAACUGUGACCUCAUCUCUAACCCAAUGACAGCAUGCAGAGUUAAUACGCCUGCUUUUAUGACAUCACAACGUUUCCUUUGAUCUCUGCUUUGAUGUUUGAGAUCCAACAGGAGAUCAUUAAGAUGAUGACGCUUUUCAGGAGAUGGAAACAAAUCACAUUUAAAUCAUUAUAAUCAUUUCUUAAAGUGGAUUUAUCCUGCCGUGUUGGAAACAGAUCGUAGAGCCAUGCCUGUGACGUAUUAAUACCAAACAGAUCACCCAUUGUAGCCAUGCCUCAUACCCCUCUAUUCCAGCCCUGUUCCAAACAGGCUGAUUCUGCUGCUAGCCGCGCCCCUUUGUAGCUGCUGCUAGCCACGCCCCUUUGUAGCUGCUG
Notothenia coriiceps (black rockcod) is the source of this 2140-nucleotide messenger RNA. Its product is annotated as golgin subfamily A member 6-like protein 22. The record is from RefSeq and is a predicted model, not a curated record. The transcript is spliced from 2 exons. NCBI's taxonomy places the organism in Eukaryota, Metazoa, Chordata, Actinopteri, Perciformes, Nototheniidae. Bases 31 to 1698 code for a protein of 555 amino acids.